Molecule: messenger RNA, 1469 nt
Organism: Paramecium pentaurelia
Lineage: Eukaryota; Ciliophora; Oligohymenophorea; Peniculida; Parameciidae
Source: the annotation of a GenBank genome assembly
AUGAGCGAACUUUAAUUAAUUCGUCCGCUCUAUUAAUAGGGUUCAGUGAUGAAAGAGUUAACCAUAGCCUCCCUACAAACUGCAAUGAGCUUUUUAUUAGAAUAUCUACCUAAUACAAUAUCGAUAUAUUUGCUAGAAUUCAAAGAAGACUCUUUAUUGGUAGGAGCUUUGGGACUAGGAAUUCUUACAACACAAGCAUUCGGAAUGGGAAUAUUAAAUGGUUUAGCUACAGGAUUGGAAACCUUAGUCUCAUAGGCUUAUGGGGGAAAUCAUUAUGAAUUAUGUGCAAAGUUGUAUUAUAGAUCGUUGUUUUUGUGCACCUUGUUUAUGAUUCCUAUUUCACUAUUCUUGAUAUUCUCAACAUAAAUAAUCUCCUUUAUCAACAAGUACAAGUGCUGGUUUACUUUAGCAAUACAGAAUUAGCAGAAGAAACAGGACAUUUCAAUAGAUUUAUGAUAUUAGCAGUAUACUUGAAUGCAAUCUUUGUGAACACCAAAGUAUUUCUGAAUGGUUAAAACAUUUACAAAUAUCAAUUCUAUACAUAGCUUGUGACAUGCAUCCUUUUUCUUGGUAUAAGUUACUUUUUGGUUGUGAAAUAGGAAUUAGGUAUAGUAGGUUGUGCAUUAAGUUUAACAAUUUUGGAUCUUUUGAAUAAUAUAAUCUUAUUUUCUUUAAUUUUCAUAACUAAAUGCAGUUAAGCUACUUUAUUUAAAUUUAAACUAAGUUAUUUAAAAAAUACAUUCAAAUUUUUGAAAUAAGCAAUACCUAUAGGUUCAAUAUAAUGGUUAGAGUGGGUAAGUUUUGAUUUUUAUGUAAUUUUAAUUAGUUAUCUAAAAACUUCAACUAUAAGUGCUCAUGUAUUAAUGUCUAAUUUUGCAGGAUUUUUAUAUCAAUUCAGUUAUGGUAUUUCAAUAGCAUCUACUACAUUUGUUGGAAAUGAAAUGGGAAGAAAGAAAGUGGAUAUGGCUAUAAAAUACACUAAAGCUACAUUUUUAAUAGAUGGAAUCUUCUUAAUAAUAACAUUAGGAUUAUUUUCAAUUUUUGGAAAGACUAUAAUUUAAUAUUUGAGUGAAGAUAAAAAUGUUAUUGAAGAAAUCAAUAAUUCGAUCUAUCUUUUAGUUGCAUUCAUUUUUUUGGAUGGUAAUAUAAUAUAUAUAAUAAUAAUAGGUUUAUAAGCCAUUAUUUCAGGAUUAGUAAGAGCUAUAGGAAGAUAAGCAAGUGCUUCUAUUACAUUUAUAUUAUGUUAUUUGGUUUUAGGAGAAAUAAUUGGAUAUUUUCUUUGUUAUUCUGCUGAUAUGGGACUUAAGGGAGUGUGGAUAGGAAUUGUGAUAGGUGCAUUAAUUUAUGAUAUUAUACAAUUUGUGAAUUUAAUAUGGAAAGAUUGGGAGGUAUUGUCUGAGAUUAUAAUUGAUAAAUUAAUGAUUUUACAUUAAUAAUAGAAUAUUGUACUUUAAGAUGAUGAAAUGUGA